Dreissena polymorpha is the source of this 1396-nucleotide messenger RNA. RefSeq lists its product as uncharacterized. The transcript is spliced from 3 exons. Bases 140 to 724 code for a protein of 194 amino acids. Lineage: Eukaryota; Metazoa; Mollusca; Bivalvia; Myida; Dreissenidae. The record is from RefSeq and is a predicted model, not a curated record.
UGUUAUUUGUGUUGCAGCUACAACAACAACAUCAACAACUACCGCAUCGUCUACAUAUGCAUUUUCAUCAACAACAACCACAUCGUCCGCAACAACUCUAACAAAAACUCCAACAACACAAACAACACCAAGUUCUUUCAUGACAACUUCCACGACUUCCAGUACGACAUCUCCUGGAAUUGGUGACAGUAAAAGCAGCGACGACAAUGCUGCUGCCUCCCAAAUCAUGUACAUUGGAGCAGGAGCUGGUGGAACUGUAGCUAUCGUCAUUAUUGUCGUCGUAAUCGUUAUCGUAUUAAUAAAAUGCAGAAGAAAGGCCAAUACUGGUGCACGGUACGAACAUAACCCACAAAGUGGUCUAGGCAACGAACGGUUCGAGCAUAGUGCCGUGUAUGGGGAUGGAGCUGUAACCUUCCGAACGAAAGUCGAAAAGCCAUACUCCGUGACGGGUGAUAUCGGAGGCGUAUCUCAUUACUCGAGAAAUGAAAACACAUACAGUACACUGCAGGUCGAAAACAACAUAUACGACACGAUCAAUCGUAUCAGUGAUUGUCCGACCACUGAUGCGCCUCCUCCACCAACUGAUUGGGGAUACAUGCCUCGAAGCUCUGAGCUCUCUGGUGUGUAUUUAACACCAUCUGAGGGACGCAGAUCAGUUACGAAUUCGUCUGACCAUUUCUCCGACAGCGGUAGUAGUGGUCAACAUUUUAACUGGCCGCGUUGAUACUUAAAAAUGACAUGUAUUUGAUAUACAUAUUUGCACGUUUUUGAAAUGGACGCCAUGUUAAUUUUUUUUUUGGCAAAAAUAAUAUUUUUGCUGCCUGUAAUUAGCAACCGUAGUUUGAGAAAAUUAGACAAUCAAAUACUUAAAUAAUUAUUUUAUUAAAUAAAAACAAGUAAAGUAUGUAAGAUCAAAUUAUUCAAAAUUAUUUAUUAACUAUAUGAUAGCAAUACUUUGUAAAUUUAAACAAUACUUGUGUGAAUACGUUUUACAACUUAAUAAUACUGUUUUAUAUCGUUGUGUUAUUUGUAAAUUAUGUCAUAGGUAAAGAAAACACGUUUGAUACACAUUUGUAUAUACACAAAGUAUAGGUUUUGUUUACUACGUUCUUAUAUGCACAACUGAACCGUUAAUGAGGAUUCGAUGAACAUUUCUAUGUUGUUUUUUGUUUCUGAUGAGACGAACAUAUUUUUCAUAUCAUCAUUAUAUGAACAUGUUGUUAGCAGUGAUAUAAUAUAAUCAAUAGAGUGAUAUUCACAUUUUUAACUCUCAUUAUAACAAAUCAAUGAAUGUAUUUCUACAAUUCAAUACCCAUGCUGUAGUCGUCUCAUUGAUGUGUAUAGGCCUGAAUAUUUACCAUUUGAUUGAAGACAAAUACAUAUGUAUAGGACGAUC